Molecule: messenger RNA, 1035 nt
Organism: Cheilinus undulatus (humphead wrasse)
Lineage: Eukaryota; Metazoa; Chordata; Actinopteri; Labriformes; Labridae
Gene: mrpl27
Product: mitochondrial ribosomal protein L27
Exons: 4
Coding region: 32-475 (147 amino acids)
Biological process (GO): translation
Cellular component (GO): ribosome; mitochondrial large ribosomal subunit
Molecular function (GO): structural constituent of ribosome
Source: RefSeq, a predicted model, not a curated record
UACGCAACCUCCGUGGGUGACGUCAUUCAAGAUGGCAGCGUUGGCGUCCUUGAUGCUUAGGUCCAGAGCAGGUUUGUUGUCACCUGGUCAGUCUGUUCUCCUGGACUCAGUGAGGUUUGCGUCUAAGAAGGCUGGAGGAAGCAGUAAAAACCUCGGAGGAAAAAGUCCUGGAAAGAGAUACGGCUACAAGAAACAGGAUGGAAACUUUGUCCAUGCGGGUAACAUCCUCGCAACACAGAGGGUGAUAAGGUUUCACCCAGGAGCUCAUGUCGGGAUGGGAACCAAUAAGACGCUAUACGCCCUUGAAGAUGGCCAUGUCAGGUUCACCAAAGAGGUCUACAUCCCGCCACCUCGCAGCCCAGAAUCCACACAGGUCAUCACCAAACUGCCCAAAGGAGCUGUGCUCUACAAAACCUUCAUCAACGUACUUCCAGUCAAACAGGAGGGAAAGUUCAGACUGGUGGACAUGGUCUAAAACUGACAGGACUCCGUUAGAAAUGAGAGGCUCCCCAAGUGUUUAUGAAUUUAACGGGGCCAUGAAGGAUUUCCUGUGAUGGAUGCCUCUCACUGACUUCAGGAGAUCUGAGUGAAGAGGAGAGAGGAGUCUGAAAAUUUCCUUGGCUUGUUGUCUGUUUGUGUCACAUUUUUGUGACAUGAUUUUCUGGACUUUAAUGGUAAAGUUUGACUCUGUGGUACAAUUUUUGGAUUUACACAAUAAACAGGACAGAAAAAAAGAAGAACUAGGAAUAUAUGCCAGCUAAAAUGUACAUAUGUUUAGUGGAUUUAUUUCCCAGCUCUAACACACCAUUGUUCCAACAAGGACACAAAAACCUUGUGUUUAUUGAGUCAUGUAGACUCUGAAGUAUUUAAAACAGGCUCACAUAUGAAAAAAAAAUCACAGUGCUGUCCUUUACUCACCACAGUCAUCCAGGUCAUCUUAAAUGAACUUAGGAGUCAUUUCUGUCAUGCAAAUGUGUGCUGUAUGUACUGUAAUAAAGUUUUAUACAUUAAAAUCUGGACAUUUGAUGAUUUUCA